AUGGAUCCGGAUAGUUUGGAUGUUAGACGUGAGAAAGCUUAUCAAUUUGCAAUUAUCACAGCGCUUAUCAUUUCCAUACUACCAUUUGUAACAUUCAUUACACUAAUACCAACUGUACAUCAGUAUAUCGAUGAUAUCAAUCAUCAGCUACAAAAUGAUUUAUUUUUUUGUGAGGAAACUGCGUUUAACCUUUACGACUACACAAAUAUGAAUGCGAAUUAUCACGGUGAUAGCAAUGAAACAGGAAAUACAACAAGCGGUAUUGUCAAACUUAACACCAUUUUCGAGUACCUGAAUUGCUCCCAGAAUUAUGAGAAAUGUCAGGAAAGAUGGCGACAAGCUAAUCGAAAAGUUCGCAAUCUAGCGAUUAAAGUGCCAACAUCAGGAACUUCUCUCUUCAAGCACUCAUCAUCAUUAUCAUUAUCAUCAUCAUCAUCAUCAUCAUCAUCGGAUACAGUUGAACCGAAACAAACAUUCAUACAAAAUAUCGGUCAAUCAAAUGAAGCAAAAAUAGCUGAAACUAAUUUCAAACAAUCUAUUAUUAGCAAAAUAACUAAAGAUUCCGAUGGUGCUGGUAUGGUAGCCACCAAAUUUGGUGACAAUGCACCGCUUUUCCGUACUUACAGAUUUAUAUCAUCCACUACAAACUAUCUUCAAGAAUUAUCGGUGACAAAUGCACCUGUGACAGAAAGUAUACAAAGUAACAUAAAUAGCAAUGAUCGAGAAUGCAGCUGCUCUGCUUUACCUGGGCCUAAAGGUUUACCUGGCCGAAAAGGACUUAAAGGUGCUCCAGGUACACAGGGAGCUCCUGGAUUUCCGGCACGUAUACCAUGUGAACCACCAAUUGACAUGAAAAAGAUGUGUGCUGACCCAUGUCCAGUUGGUAAACAAGGGAAACAAGGACCAACGGGUCUCCCAGGAGAUAAAGGUGCAACAGGAAUCCCUGGUGUUCAUGGCAAAAAUGGUGAGGAUGGGAAAAUUGGUCCACCAGGACCAAGAGGCCCACCAGGAAUUCCAGGAUUGGACGGUGAUACAGGCGAUCCAGGGAUCGAUGCAACACCAACACCAUUCAUUCCAGGACCUCCUGGUCCAGCUGGCGAAACUGGGCCAACUGGACCACCUGGGCCACGUGGAAUGCCUGGAAUUGAUGGACCACCAGGACCAACAGGUAAACGUGGCACACCAGGUGAAGAUGGGUUACCCGGAAAUCGAGGAUCACCCGGAUUACCGGGACCAAUCGGAAAAACUGGACCAGAUGGAAAUGUUGGAGUUUGUCCAACAUACUGUGCAACAGAUGGUGGUGUGUUCUUUGUCAAACCACCAGAAUGGUUUGAAGAUUGA
Loa loa (African eye worm) is the source of this 1341-nucleotide messenger RNA. RefSeq lists its product as hypothetical. NCBI's taxonomy places the organism in Eukaryota, Metazoa, Nematoda, Chromadorea, Rhabditida, Onchocercidae. The record is from RefSeq and is a predicted model, not a curated record. Bases 1 to 1341 code for a protein of 446 amino acids. The transcript has 7 exons.